Molecule: messenger RNA, 657 nt
Organism: Musca vetustissima
Lineage: Eukaryota; Metazoa; Arthropoda; Insecta; Diptera; Muscidae
Gene: fwe
Product: calcium channel flower
Exons: 5
Coding region: 69-647 (192 amino acids)
Biological process (GO): vesicle-mediated transport
Cellular component (GO): membrane
Source: RefSeq, a predicted model, not a curated record
AACUUUUAAACAAUUAAUAGAAUUAAUUUAUCUAAUAAAACAACAACAAAUAAAAAUACACAGACAAAAUGAGUUUUGCGGAAAAAAUUACCAGUUUAAUGGCCAGGCCUAAUCAACAGCCUGGACCCACAGACGACCAGCCUUGGUAUUUUAAAUAUGGUGUGCGGUUUCUUGGUAUCACAGGAGCAUUCUUUUGUAUAUUAUUUGGUCUCUUCAAUGCUUUAAGUUUAUUGCUGUUAAAUGUUUCCUGUCUCAUUGGUGGUAUCAUAGAAAUCCUGCUAGGUUUUCUGGUAAUGAGUUUAGAGGCGCCAUGCUGUUUCUUCUGUAUAGAUUAUGUCGGGCAAUUGGCUGAUAUUGCCGAUUCAAGACCCAUGUGGAAUCGUGCGGCAUUGUAUUGUGUAGCAUCUGUGAUUCCAGUAGUUAUUUGCUUCUCAUUGGGUAGUUUAUUCCCAUGUGCUUUGGUAUUUGCUACCGGUGUUAUUUAUGGCAUGAUGUCUCUGGGCAAAAAGGCUUCACGUGAGGACAUGGCCGCUGCUGCCUCCUCUCCCACACAAAUGCAAGCCGAUGGUAGUGUUGGACAAAUGCAAGUGAGCACAGAUCAAAAUAUUACACUAAUGGAAGAUCCUGAUGUAUGGCGCCCAACAUAAAUGCAUUAAA